GUUCGUACAAAAAGUUUUCUUUUCGUUUUAAUUUUUCCUCUUGUAAUUUCGAAAAAUUCCCCAGAUCCAAUUACAAGAUCCUCAAACCUCCUGAUUUCAUCUUAAAGCUGAAGAAUUAAAAAUCUGAAAACUAAAAAUUCGAGAGAGAUUCUCUUUGUUACCUUUGUUUUGAUUGGUCUCUCUCUCUGUUGUUUCUUUUUCUUUGAUCUGUGGUUUGUAAUUUGAGGAUUUUUCACUCCCAAGCAUCGAUCUAUCUGCUGAUUUGCUUCAAACUUCGAGAUUCCGCGAAAUUAGGGUUUUGUUUCAUAAUUUAGUGAUUUUGUGUGUUUGUAAUUGCGAGAUGAACGAUCAAUCUAAGCUCAUGAAUCCACCACCACAGAUGAUAGCUCAACCUCCGCCGCAGAGGAUGAAUCCACCUCAGCUAAUGAAUCCGGUUCAGCCUCGUAUUAUGAACCAGGCUCCGUUUAAUAACAACCAGUCCCAAAACUUAAACCAUCUGGUUAUGAACCAGCAGCAGCCACAGGUUAUGAUGAACAACAACAACCACCAGCAUCUCAUGAUGAAUCCCCGGAACUUUAACCCUAACCCUAGCAUGAGCUCGGAGUAUCCUAACAACUUCGGAUCUAACCAUUCCAAAGCGAACCGGAGCAACAACAACAACUGGAAAGGGAAGAAGAUCACAACCGAUAAGAGACAACCACCACCGCCGAUGAUGAGGAUGUACAACCCUCCGCAACAACCUGGCGGUUACAAGCCACCGGCGCUCAACGAGCUUCAAUCUCAGAACAGAUUGAAAACGAAGAAGUUUUACCCGAAGAAGAAGUACGGCGGUAACAACAACAAUAACCGGUACGUCCCUUACGCGCCGAGGAACACGACGUCGUUUAUCAUCCGCGCCAAGAAAUCCGGCGGGAUCGCCGAGCUUGUGUCUCCCUGCGCCGUGACGCCGGCGAUACUUCCGACGCCGAUGUUUUCUCCGUCGAGGGAGGUGCUGGGGGAUAUGGCGAAGGAGGAGUGGGGAGUCGACGGUUACGGAUCGAUGAAGGGGCUGAUUAGGCUGAGAUCUGACGGACAUGAUGAUGACGAUGGUGAGGAUGAUGAGGAUGAAGGUGGAUCGAGCGGGAGUGACGUGGAGGAGCAUGUUGAGGUUGAGAGGAGGUUGGAUCAUGAUCUGAGUAGGUUUGAGAUGAUUUAUCCUGGAUCUGAGUAUAACAAUGUGUUGGAGAAUCGAGUUGAUGAUCAGGAUAGUCAUAUCGCUCAGCUUGAGGAGGAGAACUUGACGUUGAAGGAGAGGUUGUUUUUGAUGGAGAGGGAGUUGGGUGACUUGAGGAGGAGGUUGCAGUAUCUUGAGAGGAGGAACAUGGUUGAAGAAGUUGUGGGGAAUGAGUCUGAUGAAGACGACACUGGGGGGUCUGAUUCGCGUACUAGUGGUGACGGGAAGGGGAACCAUGUGGUUGGAGGAGAUAGUUGUAUGCAGGAUGUUGCGGUGAAAGACCAAGGUGAGAAGAAGUUUAGAGAAGUUUCAGGUGAAGAAGAGUGUGAGGAAGGCAAUAGGGUUAUGGCUGGUAUGGAUCAGAGUAAGGAAAGUGAAAUGGUGAUGGAGAAGCUUGAAGAUGCAUCUGAGAAUGAUUCUGUUGGAGAGCAAGGAACAGCCAUAUGAUUAUGAUGCUUGCAAGGGAACUUAUGAUGAUACCAUUUUCCCUUUUGUUAGUGAUGGAUCUCUGCAGCUCUAUGAUGUUAUUAUGUUCAAAAUGUGCUUGUCUUAGUAGGCGUAGUCUAGUUCUCUCGUGGGUUUUAAUAUCAGAGAGUCAGGAGAGUUGCUUUCCCGGUGAAGUUUGUGUGAAAGUAGUCAUGGUAAGCUUUUCUCUUCUGGUUCGGAUCGCUUUUACCUUUUAUGACCUGGUUGGUUGGCCUUGUUAAGCUCCCCGGUUAAUAAGAUUGUAGUGAAAGAAAGGAUUAUUGUAGUGAAAGAACUUAAAGGAUGAUAGAGUCUUAAGUUUUUUCUUUUAAUGCA
Messenger RNA from Raphanus sativus (radish), 2014 nucleotides. RefSeq lists its product as uncharacterized. The transcript has a single exon. Lineage: Eukaryota; Viridiplantae; Streptophyta; Magnoliopsida; Brassicales; Brassicaceae. Bases 341 to 1660 code for a protein of 439 amino acids. The record is from RefSeq and is a predicted model, not a curated record.